Molecule: messenger RNA, 384 nt
Organism: Pongo pygmaeus (Bornean orangutan)
Lineage: Eukaryota; Metazoa; Chordata; Mammalia; Primates; Hominidae
Product: 10 kDa heat shock protein, mitochondrial
Exons: 1
Coding region: 37-345 (102 amino acids)
Cellular component (GO): mitochondrial matrix; mitochondrion
Molecular function (GO): ATP binding; protein folding chaperone; metal ion binding
Source: RefSeq, a predicted model, not a curated record
UUGAGAACAGAGUACGAGUCUGAGACGGAGGAAGUCAUGGCAGGACAAGCGUUUAGAAAGUUUCUUCCACUCUUUGACCGAGUAUUGGUUGAAAGGAGUGCUGCUGAAACUGUAACCAAAGGAGGCAUUAUGCUUCCAGAAAAAUCUCAAGGAAAAGUAUUGCAAGCAACAGUAGUCGCUGUUGGAUCGGGUUCCAAAGGAAAGGGUGGAGAGAUUCAACCAGUUAGCGUGAAAGUUGGAGAUAAAGUUCUUCUCCCAGAAUAUGGAGGCACCAAAGUAGUUCUAGAUGACAAGGAUUAUUUCCUAUUUAGAGAUGGUGACAUUCUUGGAAAGUACGUAGACUGAAAUAAGUCACUAUUGAAAUGGCGUCAACAUGAUGCUGCC